Pseudozyma hubeiensis SY62 is the source of this 1281-nucleotide messenger RNA. RefSeq lists its product as hypothetical. Gene Ontology annotation, molecular function: GTP binding; GTP cyclohydrolase I activity; zinc ion binding. The record is from RefSeq and is a predicted model, not a curated record. Gene Ontology annotation, biological process: tetrahydrobiopterin biosynthetic process; tetrahydrofolate biosynthetic process. Gene Ontology annotation, cellular component: cytoplasm. Bases 1 to 1281 code for a protein of 426 amino acids. The transcript has a single exon. NCBI's taxonomy places the organism in Eukaryota, Fungi, Basidiomycota, Ustilaginomycetes, Ustilaginales, Ustilaginaceae.
AUGGCGGACGACCAUACCGGAUCAGCACAGUCUGGUCAACCACAGCAGCACGCCUCAGGAUCCGCCUUUUUCGAUUCGUUCUUUGCCUCUGCGUUGCAGCGUGCCAACAUGUCUUCCGGUCAACUCCAUGGUCUCCCUGACCAAGUCGGUUCGGCUGCGCACCCCGUUCCCACUUCCAGCAGCAACGACGUCUACGCACCGAAAGGAAACGGUCUGGAUUGCGGUCGUGAUCCUGGCGACGUACCUGCUGACCCCAUAGAGUCGGUCGUCCAGCAAAAGACUGCAUCCAUCGGCAACUCUGCCGCCACCGCGCGACAGCAAUCUGCGCUCGCAAACGGCGUUUCUUCGCUUAACCUAGGCUCUGCGAGUCCAGGUCAGCCCUCCAACUCGACCACGUCCUACGUCCAAGCCAGUUCUUCCCCCACAUCCGCCCCGCAUCAUCACUCGAACGCUCGCGCAGCUGCCACCGCCCUGCUCUCGCGAUCCAGUUCCGCGCAAUUGGCCAACCACGGAACACCCUCCUCCCGAAUCGCACCGGAUCUCGACGUGCUCGCCACCACCCGUGGCGGUGGGCUCGGCACCCCUACGGGGGAGAGGACGUACAUCGGCUCCUCCUGGUCCGCUUCCGGAACUCAAACACCCGUCAUGGAUCCCAACGGUCUCGGUUGGCCUGCAAAAGCCACACUCGAUCGACUCAACCACACCCCCGCCCAGGCGGAAGCCAACCAAGCCCGCCUAGCCGACGCCAUCUCCACGGUCCUGGAGUGCAUUGGUGAGGAUCCUUCGCGGUCUGGUCUCGCCAAGACACCGGAACGCUACGCCAAAGCGCUCCUCUGGAUGACCCGUGGCUACGAAGUCCGCCUCUCGGAUGUCAUCGCCAACGCCAUCUUUGACGAGGAACACGACGAGAUGGUCAUCGUCAAGGACAUCGAGAUCUUUUCGCUCUGCGAACACCACAUGGUUCCCUUCACGGGGAAAAUCCACAUCGGCUACAUUCCCAACCGUCUUGUGAUUGGGUUGUCUAAACUGGCGAGGAUAGCAGAGACCUUUGCGCGCAGGUUGCAGGUGCAGGAGAGGUUGACCAAGCAGGUGGCGUUGGCACUGGACGAGGCGUUGAGACCGCAAGGCGUAGCGGUGGUUGUCGAGUGCGAGCAUCUGUGCAUGGCCAUGAGGGGGGUCCAGAAACCAGGGGCGACGACGGUGACCAGCUGCAUGCUGGGCGUGUUCAGGGAUCGACAAAAGACGAGGGAGGAGUUUUUGAGCUUGAUCAACAAACGUUAA